Molecule: messenger RNA, 3611 nt
Organism: Trachymyrmex cornetzi
Lineage: Eukaryota; Metazoa; Arthropoda; Insecta; Hymenoptera; Formicidae
Product: ubiquitin carboxyl-terminal hydrolase 3
Exons: 7
Coding region: 605-2263 (552 amino acids)
Biological process (GO): protein deubiquitination
Molecular function (GO): zinc ion binding; cysteine-type deubiquitinase activity
Source: RefSeq, a predicted model, not a curated record
GGCGAGAGGAGUCAGUCGACUAUUAGUGGUCUGUGACUCUAGAGGUGGGCCGACCCCCGCCGGCAGAACCGAGCUCUACGCAGCUCGGUCGCGCUCGGUCGGCAGUCGGGGCCAGUCGGCCGCACUCCAGCGUUCUCCGUCUCCGCCGUUCUCUUCGCGCUCGUUCGUUCGUUCGUUCGCUCGCUCACUCGUCCGACCAUCGUCCGCUCGCUCUCGGCGUUGCGCGCCGCGCCACUCCAUCAGCGACGUAACAGUGUCCCUCGCUACCACCUCGCGCUAUGUGACGGAUAUCACGGGGCACCACAGUGUGUACCCCACCUUCCACCACGUACCGUUGUCUACCCGGACUCUACCCCACCGGUGUACCCCCCCUCGCCCUUUUUACCGAGACCUACCCCACCUUUCUCCUCUAUCUCCUCUCUCGUUGCCCCCUCUCGUCCCUGCCCUUCCCCCCUAGCCGAUCCUCGUCCACCGCCCCGUUGUGGAAAAAGAGAAAGACGGACUGUUUCGUGAACGCUCGUACGACGACGACGACGACGACGACGAGAACGACAACGACGAGGUGGCCACGGGUGCCUCGUGGAAAAGCGUGCCUGGAGAAAACAUGGAGUGUCCGCACCUUAGUCAGAGCGUGCGAUUUGGCGAUGACAACGUAGAUGGAUCGGGCUAUGCUGUGAAGGAUCUGCCGUUCGUCUGCGCAGUGUGCGGCACCGAGAAGAGUCCCUGGCUCUGUCUGCACUGCGGAUCCGUGCACUGCGGACGAUACGUGGCAGGCCACGCGUUGCAGCACUACGAGACUAAUACUCAGCACUGCGUGUGCAUAGACUGUGAGAGCUUGGCAGUAUUCUGUUACACUUGCGACGAAUACGUGGUGAACGACACGACGAAUGGCCAGAUCGAGAAGAUACGACGCGUCACCUUUCGUAAGGACGAGCACAAGGAGAACGAUGAAAGUUGGAGCACGUCACCGCCCACGACACCGCCGUCUUCGAGAACGCGGGACGACGGCGGGGAUGAUCACGACAACGAUCCGGACGCCUUGUGGAAGGCAGAGGUGGUCGUGAGGAAUUUACGACCGAGGACGGCGCGCAAGAGGUUACACUCGCUGGACGCCAGUAGCGCGGAUAAUCGGCCGGCCAAGCGUCGCAGCUCCAAAAGUACCAAAGAGAAAAAGGUCGUCGGUCUGAGAAAUCUCGGUAACACCUGCUUCAUGAACGUGGUGCUGCAAUCCUUCAACAACAUCAGCCACUUCUGCGAGUAUCUCACGCAGAUGCCGUGUCUCGAGGGUAUCGCCUUCGACGAAUCUACGGGGCCGCCGACGCACCGCGGCCGCAUCGUAACGCCGGGUCGCGCGAAGGAGAUGUCUAUGAGCGACGCUCUCCUCGCCGAGGAACUACGAAAGGUGCUACUCGGUCUAAGCUUGGGCGGUUCCAAUGGCCAAGCGAUAUCGCCCGAGUGCCUGUUCCUGGCCAUCUGGAAGGUCGUGCCGAGAUUUCGGGGCUACCAGCAGCAGGACGCCCAUGAAUUUCUCACCUACAUGCUCGACCGGCUGCACACCGAGCUGCUACAGUUGCUGCCCAGGCUGGGACACGAGCCUCUAGGAUUGCGCGGCAAACAGAGUAUUGUCACUGCCGUGUUUGGAGGCACUCUUCUUAGCGUGGUCCACUGUAUGAACUGUCGUACGGACUCGAAGACGCACGAGCCUUUCCAGGACCUUUCGCUGGACAUACCGGACCGAUUGCAGAGAAGCAGGACGAAGGAGCAGGAGGAAGUGUGCAGUUUGACUUACAGUCUGACGAGAUUCUUUAAAGUUGAAGAGCUGGCCGACAGCGAGCUCUACUUCUGCGACAACUGCAUGGGCAAGCAGAGGUCUACCAAGAGGUUCUGGAUACACAGGCUGCCUAACGUGUUGUGCCUUCACAUUAAAAGAUUUAGGUGGUGCAAUUCCUAUCGCUCGAAGGUGGACACGCAGGUGGAUUUCCCGAUGGAAUCUCUCGACAUGUCAGCGUUCACCGUGCGCGGCGUGACCGGGACGAGAUUGGGCGCUCAGAAUAGUCAUCUUUACGACUUGGCUGCCGUUAUCGUGCACCAUGGUUCUGGUGCUGGUACUGGACAUUACACUGCCUUUGCCGUGCAUGACGGCCAGUGGUUCCAUUUUAACGACAGCUCGGUGCGGCCCGCAACUACCGACGCUGUUGCUAAAUGUAAGCCUUACAUUCUGUUCUACGUGCGGAGGGAAUUUUCCAUUCCACCCCCCUUGUGACGUCGUUUCCCCGACAAGAAGCCCCGUCCCGGCAGCACGAGCCUAGAUGACGACGAAGACGACGAUGAUGAGAACGACGUGGAGCGCACGAAAAAGAACUGAACGAACGUUCCUUGUGAAUCUCGAUGCGAGCAAACGAAGCAGAAAAAGCAAGAGAUUUACUGGAUCGCGCCUCGAGUGCUUCGAGAUCGGAAGACGAAGAUUCGUCCGCUUAUCGCAUAUACUAUAUCCAUGAUUGCUCAUUGUUGCCAAAUCGUACAAUCUCGUUAGAAACGUAAUUCGCCCGUAUUCGCUAUCGCGCCUCGACAAGCCGCUACGACGACCUUUGAGACGCAAUGGGGAUAACCGGACACAGACAUAAUUCCGCCGCCGCGUUAAUCGCUCGAGCGCGUCCCUCCUCGUGCUUUAUCAGAUGAUUAAAACUGUAUAGCUCUUAAAUUAGCUCGAUGUCCGUCGAAGAAAGGUCGACCGGUACAGCGUACCAAGCGUGCUGAUAUACGUAUCAUAUCAGAUAUCUCGCCACAGAUUAUUUUAACGAUCUUUCUUAUCAUGUCUUUUACUCCCGUUGGAGACACCAACUUCAUCGUGAAAAAACAAAGCUAUUUUCUUCUGUUCAAACUAUCUUGUUUUUAUCUAGCUACAUAGCUGAGCUAUUAUUUCAUCAGCAUAUUGAAAUUAAUAUGAAAUCUUCUAUUCUUUCUUUACUCGUUUGAUUUCUUACUUAACUCUUUUCUAUUUACAUUAUGCUUAUUAUUUUAUGGAAUGCCUUUAAUAGAUAUUUACACUAUUUACUUUCUUUUACAUUUCUACAUUUUUUCUACAUUUAAAUUUGAUCUUUUUACUUUCUUAAUAAAUAUAACAAAUAUGUCGUUGCCAUCCUCGUUUACCAUCUCUAUCGAGAGAUCUCGCUUCGUGCGUGCCCGCAGAUGUUAAUUACUCGAUGGCAUAGGGGCUGGAGUUUGCAAAUCGUUAACUCGAAGAUGCGGUAACGCGGACGGGAAGGCGCGAGAGAGAGAGAGAGAGAGAGAGAGAGAGAGAGAGAGAACGAAAGAGCAUCGCAAUGUAUGAUUGACGUCGAGCACGCAUGCGUGUCGUGCCAAUGCAUGUAGAACGCAUGCGGUCGCGUGGAGGUGCGCGAUUGUAUGCGAGGCAUGUGCCGGCGGACGAAGCUUCUCUUCCUUUCUCGGCGACGACGGGAAGAGGGAGAAAGGGAGCUAAAUAGAUAGAGAGAAAGAGAGAUAGGUGAGAGAGAGCGCUCGAGGUGGAUCGCGGAAACGCAUUGCCUUUAGCGUCGAUUUUCUUUACGCUCUUAACACGGCGGCCGUCGACCGCCCACCCCCUUACCUUG